AUGGUGAUUCAAUUUUUGAUAACGCUGCUUCUUGCUUUCCAAGCAAAUGCCCAAUUCUUCAAUUUUUUCGGAGGUCAACAUCAACAACAAGCCCAAAAACAAUCUUAUGAAGAUGAGUUCUUGAACAACAAAUGUGGUGACUAUUUAUGCCCAGAUACUCAAGAAUGUGUGAAAACAAAACUAGAUUGUCCUUGUCCGUUCCCAAAAUCUCAAUUGAAAUGUGUUUUACCAAAUAAACAGAAUUUCGUCUGUAUAUCGAAGCCAGCUACAAAUGAUGAACGUCUACAGCAACUUUAUGAUGAUCCAGUGAAAGGCCCAAAGGCUAAGACCGAUGGAUUAAGAGACUGUGGUUGGGUAGAGCAAGCAUGGAAUGGUUUGGUAUAG
Messenger RNA from Hansenula anomala, 384 nucleotides. It is a transcript of the gene LCL2, whose product is annotated as Lcl2p. The record is from RefSeq and is a predicted model, not a curated record. Bases 1 to 384 code for a protein of 127 amino acids. The transcript is spliced from 2 exons. Lineage: Eukaryota; Fungi; Ascomycota; Saccharomycetes; Phaffomycetales; Wickerhamomycetaceae.